AAACACGCGAAGAGCAGUGGCGAAACCAGCGAAAAUCGGUGAAAGCAGCGGGCUAAUCCCAUAUUUAGCUCUCCCAUUCCAAUUUGAAGUGUUGUUAGGAUGUCCCGAUAUGGACCAGAAGAUCCUUCUGUUUUGCAUUAUCAGCACAGUCAUAUAUCGCGCAAGGCGUGGGCAGGCCAGGAAACAACCUCUUUCAAUAUUCGGCGCUUUGAAGGACAUUUCUGGGAAAUCGAUAAUCAUCACAGACGCGUGAUUGAUUAUGUCUGUAGAUUUGGUUUAGGUGGAGUACUUUUCUGUGGUAAGGCUCUGGAUGUAGAUCAUGCGUUGAUCACAGCUUUGGUUGAGCGCUGGAGGCCAGAGACACAUACAUUCCAUCUUCCCGUAGGGGAAACUACCAUUACAUUACAAGACGUACAAGUAUUAUGGGCAUUACGUGUUGAUGGAGUACCCUUCACCGGAAAUGGGUUUUGUGAAUCUGGGUGGAGGGGUUUAUGUGAAGAGCUCUUGGGCUUCUAUCCCCUUCAAAGCGAGAUGAAGGAAAACGGUAUCUUGGCAUCCGCGCUAAUACAUAGGAUGGCGAUUGAACCGUUAGGAGAUGGUCUCAAAGACGAAGCCUACAUUCAACGGGCACGUAUGAUUGUGCUUGUGCUAUUGGGAGGGUUGAUCUUACCCGACGGCUCAGGGUGUAAGAUACCUCUCAUGUGGUUGACCCAACUUCGAGAUGUAGAGGCUGCCUCUAUGAUUAGUUGGGCGAGUGCUGCACUUGCUACAUUAUACCAUAAUCUGUGUGAGGCGUCUAUGGGCAAAAGGUCAGACAUUGGAGGUCCGACGGUGCUCCUACAGCUUUGGGUGUGGGAGAGAAUGCCCACUUUGAGACCGGAUUUUGUAGCGGCACGUAUACAUACAAACAACACUCCAUGUGCCUUAAUGUGGACUGGCUCCUAUAUGAUAAACAGAGCCCCCAAACAUUCGGUUCGACAUUAUCGUGAACAGUUGUCAGGUAGCUGA
Molecule: messenger RNA, 1008 nt
Organism: Salvia splendens (bonfire salvia)
Lineage: Eukaryota; Viridiplantae; Streptophyta; Magnoliopsida; Lamiales; Lamiaceae
Product: serine/threonine-protein phosphatase 7 long form homolog
Exons: 3
Coding region: 100-1008 (302 amino acids)
Biological process (GO): meristem maintenance; meristem development
Source: RefSeq, a predicted model, not a curated record